GGGCAAGGAACAAAGUAGGCGGCGUGUAGUUCACGAACUCGACCCCGAAAACAUCGGUCCAAUUUCAGGCAAGUCAAUCUCUCUCUCUCCACACGCCAUUCGAUUUCUCAGAUUCCUUCUUCUGCCAAAACCUCGACAACGGACGGAGCUUUAAUCUGUGGCCCAUCAUUGUCGUCGUAGAUCACCUCCGUCCCAACUUCUGAAAAAUUGAUGGCAAUGUACAAGCGCUUGGCUGUGUUUGGGGUUGAAUCCGCAGUUUCCUUCGCCAAAUCUCGAGGUCUGAACGCGUCUCAUAGUAUGAUUGAUCGUCGAUUCAAUUCGGAGCCCGUCAAAUCCGACAGAAAGCGCGCCUUUUUGGUUGACACCUUGGCUCUGGUGAGAGGUCUUGAAGCUCAAGGUGUUCCAUCCAAACAAGCUGAGGCGAUAACAUCCGCCAUUACAGAGGUUUUGAACGAUAGUUUGGAGAAUGUCUCUCACUCUUUUGUUUCCAAAUUAGAGAUGGAGAAGAUUAAGAUGAUUGAAGAAUCGAAUCUUUCAAAAUUCAAAUCUGAAGUAAAAAGCUCACAGGAGCAUCAUAUUUCUACUCUGCAACGUGAGACAGAAAAAUUAAGGGGCGAUAUAGAGAAAAUGCGAAGUGAACUAAGGUACGAAAUUGACAAGGCUAGUGCCGGCCAACGUUUGGAUUUGAAUCUUGAAAGAAGUCGAAUACGAGAAGAACUAGCAGAUCAGAAUGCAGUGACAAUGAACCUCACAAACACGCUUGAUCGAGAAAUUCAUGCCUUGAGAGCCCAACUGGAAGCCGCAAAGUAUGAUGUUAUCAAAUACUGCAUAGGUACUCUUGUGUCUAUAUCCGCAGUUGGACUGGCCGUUGUUCGCAUCCUGUUGUAGGGUAUGUUUCAUUAUCUUGUGUAGGGGAUUCUCUCAUCCUAGGAUUCUUUUACAGAACUUGCACGCUUCUUUUCUCGGGCAAGCUUGGUUUUGUAUUGUGCACCUUUGGCUUAUUACAUCUGAUCAACUAUAUAAUAUUUUCAAGUGUUUUUUUUUGUUUUUCUUUUUGAUAAUGGUGAUGCCUAGGUGGGGCUCUAACUGUGAUUGUGGAAAAACACUUUGGAGCCCGUUUAUCU
Messenger RNA from Tarenaya hassleriana, 1124 nucleotides. RefSeq names its product protein FMP32, mitochondrial. The transcript has 8 exons. Gene Ontology annotation, cellular component: mitochondrion. The coding region runs from base 211 to 888 and encodes 225 amino acids. The record is from RefSeq and is a predicted model, not a curated record. NCBI's taxonomy places the organism in Eukaryota, Viridiplantae, Streptophyta, Magnoliopsida, Brassicales, Cleomaceae.